Guyanagaster necrorhizus is the source of this 861-nucleotide messenger RNA. RefSeq lists its product as uncharacterized. NCBI's taxonomy places the organism in Eukaryota, Fungi, Basidiomycota, Agaricomycetes, Agaricales, Physalacriaceae. Gene Ontology annotation, molecular function: double-stranded telomeric DNA binding; G-quadruplex DNA binding; single-stranded telomeric DNA binding. Gene Ontology annotation, cellular component: Mre11 complex; condensed nuclear chromosome. Bases 91 to 741 code for a protein of 216 amino acids. Gene Ontology annotation, biological process: telomere maintenance via recombination; telomere maintenance via telomerase; double-strand break repair. The transcript is spliced from 3 exons. The record is from RefSeq and is a predicted model, not a curated record.
CCGUGACCCCGUUACUUUUCGCGAAUUGUCACGCUCUUCCUUGGUAUUGGGCAGGGUGCCAAACACACGUCCAGCUUCCUAUUGUCCACCAUGGCUGCCUUGAACAAGCUUGCCAUUCGAGGAAUUCGAUCUUUUGAUGACAAGCAAAUAUCUGUCAUUGAAUUCUUCACUCCCGUAACCGUUAUCGUCGGACACAAUGGUAGCGGAAAGACGACAAUUAUCGAAUGUCUUAAGUAUGCCACUACCGGAGACCAACCUCCCAAUACUCGAGGGGGCGCCUUUGUUCAUGAUCCCAAGAUGGCGAACGAGAAAGAAGUGAAGGCACAAGUCAAACUACGAUUCGUCUCUGCGAGUGGGACGCGCAUGCUCGCUGUCAGGAAUCUCAGCGUUACGGCGAAGAAGACGUCGGGUUUGACAAUGAAGACGCUUGAGGGUAUCUUGGCGCUGGCGGAUGGCAAUGCAGAGAAGGGUAGCAAGAGAGGCGUCAUCUCUACGAAAUGCGCUGAACUCGAUACAGAGAUCCCUCAGUUGCUAGGAGUUUCUAAGGCUGUCCUUGAAAAUGUCAUCUUCUGUCACCAAGAAGAUUCUUACUGGCCCUUGGCGGAACCUUCGACGUUAAAGAAGAAAUUUGAUGAUAUUUUUGAGGCUACGAGCUCUGCAGGUACACCAAAGCUCUCGACUCCAUCAAGACUCUACGAAAGGAGCGUGUUGCCGAUCUCAAGGCCGAAAAAGAACAUCUAGAAGGUCUUCGUCGCGAAAAAGGCCACGCGGACAAGCUUCGAAAAACUAUAUCUGAUUUGAAUUCUACGAUUGCUAGCAAGGAGAUUGAGUAUGACGAAACCAAGAAGAAAUAUGAUGAGA